GCUCACUUCUUUCAAGUUUUCCCUUCUCUCUCUCUCUCUCUCGAGGCUCGCGUCUCUGGAGAGAGGUAAAUUUUCUGAUAAAUAUUUAAAAAUAAAAACGGAAAAGAAGGAAUCGAAUCUUACCUGAGAAGCUGCAGCGAAAGUUUUUUUAUACCGCCGAGGCUCUCUUCCCAGCCGCUCUCCACGUUUCUGCGGCCAUGACCGUGUUCUCCGGGAAGCAGGUGGUCCCAGUCGACUACGAGGCUGAGGUCUCGCAGCGGCUUCUCGAAGCUUCUCUCUCCGGUGAUCUUAGAUCGGCUCUAGAAUGCAUCGCCGAUUCAUUCGUCGAUGUCAACUUCGUCGGCGCGGUUACCAUAAAAUGUAGAAAGAGUGAGGUCGUUUUGCGCGACGAAUCGCCGUGUGAUGUUCGUUUCGACUAUGAAGAGUUUAAAACUGACGUUACGGCUUUGUUCAUCGCCGUUCACGUUGGAAAUGUGGCUCUCGUGAAGAAAUUGCUGAGCGUAGGUGCUGACGUGAACCAGAAACACUUCAGGGGCUUCGCGACAACAGCAGCAGUGAGAGAGGACCGCAUUGAGAUUUUGGAGAUUUUACUUAAAGCUGGAGCAUCUCAGCCAGCUUGUGAGGAGGCUUUAUUGGAAGCAAGCUGUCAUGGGCAGGCAAGGCUGGUGGAACUGCUUAUGUGCUCUGAUUUAAUUAGGCCCCGUGUUGCUGUGCAUGCUCUUGUCACUGCAUGCUGCAGGGGAUUUGCAGACGUUGUAGAUACUCUCACAAAGUGUGGCGUAGAUGUCAAUGCGACCGAUAGAUUGCUGCUGUUGUCAUCAAAGCCUUCUUUGCACAGAAAUGUUGAUUGCACUGCGCUUGUUGCUGCUGUUGUCAGCAGGCAGGUUGCUGUUGUUCAUAUGCUACUAAAGGAUGGUGCCAGGACUGAUGUGAAAGUGAGACUUGGAGCAUGGUCAUGGGACACAACUACUGGAGAAGAGUUUCGAGUGGGGGCAGGACUAGCUGAGCCCUAUGCCAUUACCUGGUGUGCAGUGGAGUAUUUUGAAACUACGGGUGCUAUAUUGCGCCUGCUCCUCCAACACCUCUCCCCAAACACUACUCACCACGGAAGAACACUCCUCCAUCAUGCCAUUCUCUGCGGUAAUGCUGGAGCUGUUAAUGUGCUCCUGAGUUAUGGUGCUGACGUGGAGUUCCCUGUCAAAAGUCAAAAAACUGAGUUCCGGCCCAUACACAUGGCUGCCCGUUUAGGCUUCCCAACUAUCCUUAAAUGUCUAAUAGACUCAGGUUGCGAUAUAAACUCCAGGACAGACACCGGUGAUACAGCUUUGAUGAUAAGUGCAAAAUACAGGCAAGAAGAGUGUCUAAGAGUAUUGACCAUGGCUGGGGCUGAUUUUGGAUUAGUUAAUGUUGCUGGUCGGUCUGUGUGUUCAGUUGCUGGGAAAAAUAGGUGGUUCCUUGGUUUUCAACAAACAGUGUUUGAUGUGAUUAGGGAUGGAAAGAUACCCACAUCAAGCAAUAUUUCUGUGUUUUCUCCUCUAAUCUUUGUAGCUCAAGUUGGUGAUAUAGAGGCCUUAAAGGUGUUGGUUAAUUGGGGAGAGAUUAAACUUGAUUAUCAGGAUAAUGAUGGUUGCUCAGCAGUUAUGUAUGCUGCUUUAAAGGGUCAUGUUGAAGCUUUCCGAUUGCUGGUCUAUGCAGGGGCUGAUGUAAAGCUGUAUAAUAAAGCUGGUGAAACUGCUAUCACUUUGUCUGAAAUGAACCAGAAUCAUGAUCAAUUUGAGAAAGUGAUGCUUGAAUUUGCACUUGAAAAGGGUAAUCGCAAUGCAGGAGGGUUCUAUGCAUUACAUUGUGCAGCCCGUCGUGGAGACUUAGAUGCAGUCAAAUUGUUGACAAGCAGAGGUUAUGAUGUGAAUCUCCCUGAUGGGGAUGGCUACACUCCUCUUAUGUUAGCAGCAAGGGAAGGCCAUAGGUCUACAUGUGAACUUUUGAUUUCAUGUGGGGCACAGUGCGAAUUUAAGAAUUUUAGAGGUGAAACAGCACUCUCACUAGCAAGAAAAUGUGCUGGCAUGAUGAAUGAUGCAGGAAAUGUGAUACUAGAUGAGCUUGCUCGCAAGUUGGUUCUAGGAGGUUCCCAAGUACAGAAGCACAUAAAGAGAGGCAAAGGAGCACCACAUGGGAAGGAUUUAGUAAUGAUUGGAGGUACUGGAGUACUUCGAUGGGGGAAGUCAAAUCGGAAGAAUGUUAUAUGCCGGGAGGUAGAGGUAGGUCCGAGCCCAGUGUUUCGGAAGAAUAGAAGGAACAAGGGUGAUGCAGAUUCUCCCGGAAUUUUCCGGGUAUUGACUACUAAGAACAAAGAGUUGCACUUCAAAUGCAAUGGUGGGAUAGAAAUGGCUGAGAUGUGGGUCAGAGGUAUUAAACUUGUGACAAGGACAGCUAUAUGCUCUUGAACCCAGACUGAAGACAUGAAAUUUGAUGUCUUGCUUAGGAAGUAUAUAUAGGUGUUUAGAGUAUUUCAUCUUGAAGUAGUUUGAACUGUUGCAUUUUAUUUUAAAGGUUUCGACGCCCUGUAGCUGUAAAUGCUUUCUCAUCCAAAGUAAAUUUUGGUAUAA
Molecule: messenger RNA, 2606 nt
Organism: Hevea brasiliensis (rubber tree)
Lineage: Eukaryota; Viridiplantae; Streptophyta; Magnoliopsida; Malpighiales; Euphorbiaceae
Exons: 4
Coding region: 198-2444 (748 amino acids)
Molecular function (GO): protein binding
Source: RefSeq, a predicted model, not a curated record